AUGGCUGUUCCUACGUACUGCAGUCAUUCUUUCAAUGUGCUCAAGUCAGAGUCUACUCUAAUCCAAUGGAUCUGCUCCAUGUGCCACUCGGGACCUCAUUGGUUUAUCUACGAGUGCAAAUAUUGCAAGCUCAAGACAUGUCGUAAUUGUUCGAUGAAGGCAUAA
Messenger RNA from Sclerotinia sclerotiorum 1980 UF-70, 165 nucleotides. RefSeq lists its product as hypothetical. NCBI's taxonomy places the organism in Eukaryota, Fungi, Ascomycota, Leotiomycetes, Helotiales, Sclerotiniaceae. The transcript has a single exon. Bases 1 to 165 code for a protein of 54 amino acids. The record is from RefSeq and is a predicted model, not a curated record.